Peronospora matthiolae is the source of this 438-nucleotide messenger RNA. NCBI's taxonomy places the organism in Eukaryota, Oomycota, Peronosporomycetes, Peronosporales, Peronosporaceae. The record is from the annotation of a GenBank genome assembly.
AUGGUAGAGUUUGCCAUCAACAACUCGGUGCAUGCGUCCACGACACAUACACCGUUUUACGUGAAUGGCUUGCGCCAUCCGCGUGUACCCACCUUGCUCGAGUGUAAAACUGGUUUAAGGGGGAAAGAGACUCGCGCGAGCAAAAAACGAUUUGGUUCACGCUCAUCACACUUUGACGAUGAGGUCAUUGCGUUUGAUGCCAAUAUCGACAACAUCGAUAUCGAAGAAGAUGAUGCCAGUGAGAGCGAGGGAACCCUCACUGAAGAAAAGGUUGAUGUCGCUGCAGUGCACUCACAGCGCACUGAAGCUAACGAGUCAUCAGAUGAGUUCAUACUGUCUCGUGAAACGGUAGUCCGUUUUGUGCAAGACUCCAUCGCCGAAGCGGUGGAUAAGCAAAAGCAAAACGCUGACAAGAAUGGAAGGGCAAACACUCUUUAA